This is a messenger RNA of Diorhabda carinulata, 2320 nucleotides long. RefSeq names its product zinc finger protein 846-like. Gene Ontology annotation, molecular function: DNA-binding transcription factor activity, RNA polymerase II-specific; RNA polymerase II cis-regulatory region sequence-specific DNA binding; zinc ion binding. Gene Ontology annotation, biological process: regulation of transcription by RNA polymerase II. The record is from RefSeq and is a predicted model, not a curated record. The transcript has 6 exons. NCBI's taxonomy places the organism in Eukaryota, Metazoa, Arthropoda, Insecta, Coleoptera, Chrysomelidae. Bases 192 to 2201 code for a protein of 669 amino acids. Gene Ontology annotation, cellular component: nucleus.
ACCACACUUCUCUAUACGUCUAGGCCACGUUCGCCAUUUACCUGCAUAACUAGAAGCUCGAUCAACAAGCCUCUUCCACAAUCGACCAGUGGAAGAAUCCGUCUGUCGCCAUUUCCCUUAAGUGCUAGUGUUUGUGGUUGUGCAUCUUUUUUGUUGUGUUUAUACUCUAGAUUUUGACUUAUACGAAGUUAAUGAUGGAAUUAAAAGUGGAAUCUGUUAACCUCUUUGAUUUAGGCAAAAUUUGUAGAGCAUGUUUAACGGAAAAGGGUGAAAUGCGAUCAAUUUUUAUGCAGGAUGAUUCUACAGGACAACCGUUGGUCCUGGCAGAAAUGAUAAUGGAGUUUACUUCUGUACAGAUAAAAGAUGACGAUGGUUUACCAUCAUUAAUUUGUUUACAAUGUUGUCAUGAAAUAAGUAGAUCAUAUUCAUUCAAGCAACUAUUUGAACAGAGUGAUAUAAAUCUUCGGACCUAUUUGGGUAAACCCAUUGACCAUUUUCCAAAACCUAGUAAAGAUGAACUCGCACAAAACGAUUUUACCAAUAACUUUUUUUUGGAUAAUUUUGGCAUUAUUUCAUCUUCAGAUAGUAGUGACGAAGAGAGUUUGAAAGAUGAACUUAUUGCAUUACAAUCUACCCUUCCUGAAAAUUCAAAUGAUGAAAAAGUUAUUGCUCAAAAACAGCUCCUAAAAGCUUCGAAAUUCCACAAAACUCGAAUGUCCAGAAAGAAAAUAUUAGCAAAAGGAGGUAAAUCAGCAGCACUAUCAGCCAAACGUAUGAAACGUAAUAUGAACCAGUGCAAUGUUUGUAAAAAGCAAUUCAUCAAUCUAAAGUCAUUUAGGAAACAUCUAAGGACUCAUAUAGAAGAUAGACCCUUUAAAUGUAAACUGUGUCCUAGAGGAUUCACAGAAGAAAAUUAUUUAAACAACCAUAUGCGUACACACGUUCCAGAUGAACAGAAACCUCACGAAUGUGAAGUAUGCAAAAAACGUUUUAUACAUAGUACAAUGUUAGCUAAACACAUGCUUAAACAUAGUGGAGAAAAACCAUUUGUAUGUAAGAUUUGUAAUAAAGGAUGUUACGCUGAAAACAGUCUUCUAAAGCAUAUGAAAAUUCACGAGAAAAAAGAAGGAGAUCCAGCUUUAUUAAAACAUAUAUGUGAUUAUUGUAAGGUUGAAUUUCCGGAUCAUCAAAGUCUCUCCGUACAUAUCAAACAACAUACUGGUGAUAGACCAUUUGCUUGUAACAUCUGUGGAAAGUGUUUUCCGCAGAGGUUCAAUUUGGAACUGCAUUCCAGAACUCAUACAGGGGAAAGACCAUUCCAAUGUGAAAUUUGUAAAAACGGUUAUGUAUCGAAGGCUAGUCUUAAAAUUCAUAUGAGGACUCAUACUAAUGAACGUCCAUUCGUUUGUGAUUUCUGUGGAAAAGCUUUUAGACAAUCUGGAGAUUUAACUAGCCACAAACGACUUCAUGGUACUGAAAAACCCAUAGAAUGUUGUAUUUGUCAAAAAAGAUUCACGACUGUGAUGAAAUUGAAAUAUCACAUGAGGAACCAUACAGGAGAACGCCCUUACGUUUGCAGUGUGUGCGGUCGUGGUUUUACAGUGAACACUAUUCUUUUACGGCAUAUGCGUGUCCAUUCUGGCGAAAGACCGUAUGUGUGUGUCACUUGUGGUAAAGCUUUUUCCCAAUCGAGUACACUCAACACCCAUAUGAAAGUGCAUGCGUCUUCUAAUAAUCAAGAACGUGCAUCGAAAUAUACAGUAAACGAAGAACCGAAGUUUCAGUCUCAAACGAAUCAACAACAGCAACAAAAUCAGCAAGAUCAUAAUAGAAUGAUGCAACAGCAGGAUAACCGAAUGUUGAUACAAACACAGCAGUUGAGUGAUGGUACAAGAAUUGUAACAGAUCCCACACAACUGUUGGGAGAUCAUAGGGGAUUGAUAAGUGACACAAGGUUGAUAAAUCAUGAGGGACCAAGAUUACUAGUAGACGUUUCUGAACCUCCUCCACUAAGACUAUUGGUUACUGAUAAUACAAGUCUAGUUUCUAAUGAUAACAGACUAAUUACUCAAGAUAACAGACUCAUUGCAAGGGUUAACGUUAAUGACAAUAGACAUUUGCCUGUUCUAGAUGGUUCUAGAAUAUUAACUAGUGAUAAGUAUCUAGCUACUUAUGAUCCUUAUCAAAGAGGUCACUUAUAAAAAAUCUGGAUCAUAGUGGUUAUUGGACGUUUUAUUGUUGUACUACUCAAUUUUCUAUAUUCAAUAACAUCAAUUUUAGUUAAUUGAUAUAUUCUUUUAAAUAAACAAUAAUCAUUGAA